AUGGCGGGUCUCGAUGCCAGUUAUAUCGCUUGUCUGAACGAAGCACAUUUGAUUUGUACCAUUUGUGACGGGCCGCUACGAAAACCCAUCAUCUCACCUUGCUUCCACGCCUUUUGCUCCACCUGUCUUAACGAUAGGUUUGCGCAGCAGAAAGGCAAAGUCAAACAAUGUCCUGUUUGUGACACCGAGCUCUCGCCUGACGAAAGGAAAUCGCCGCCUCAGGUUCAGUUUCUACAAACCCUUCAAGAGGUCAUCAAAUCUAAACGAUUCGAGCAAAAACAUUGCGGUUUUUGCGACAGGGAAAAAUACGCUGUGUGGUACUGCAAAAAAUGCGACGACAAUCUUUGUGGGCAAUGCAAGGAAAAUCACAGCAAGUUGAAAGGAAAAGAAAAACACCGGGAAUUUGAUUUUCUGGACGAAACCGUAAAGGAAAUUUGUCAACGCCGUAAUGAUUUUCACUGUGAGGACCAUGCCGAGGAAAUUUUAGCGUACUAUUGUAAUACAUGUUCUAAGACGGUGUGCGUGGUUUGUGAAUCAGCCCGUCAUGACGCCCACACAACCACUCGUCUGUCAAAAAAGGCGGACACGCUGAGAAAAGAGCUCUCGUCUGCAGCGGAUGACUUCAUCACGAAUUUACAAGAACUCCAAGAAAAGAGCAAUAUACGUAACAGGAAAGCAACUGAAAGCAGAUCUCAGAUCGAAGAGGACGUUAAGAAAUGGGCUAAAACGUUAAAGAAUGCAAUCGACGCUAAAGCUAAAGAGAUCUUGGGAAAGUUGUCUAAUCAGGACGAAAGUGACCAGAGUGACCGAAGUGUGGAUUAUUCACUGUGGAAUGAUGUGUGCUUUUUCCCGAAGCAGUUGAGUGAUUACGGAAGUGAUGUGGAAGUCAUCAACUUGGCGGACACAGUAAUGGUGAAACUGCAGAAUUUAAAGGCUAAAAGGGGCCCUUCUUACGAUGACAACCUCAAGGUCAUGAAGUUUAUCCCUGAACUGAAAUGUUCCUCAUCGGACGUGUUAAGUAUUGGGUGGAUUGACGAGAGAUCUGGAUCGAACGACAAUUCUAAAAUUUCCAAGCGUGAAAACGAAAGAACAGAAAUGUCUACAUUUGCUGUGCAAAAUUCACUGCUGACUACAACUAAAAUGCUGACGUCAUUUCAAGCAGAGUGGGACGUUACAGGGAUAAGUGUGACAUCACACAAUGAGUAUCUUAUUAACAGUAGACUCCAGAAGGCCUGCCUGGUCUACCAAGCAUCGGGGAAUCUCGUUCGGGAAGUGAAAUCUCGCGGAUUAAACCCUUUUGAUGUCACUGUGCUGAAAAACGGAAAUUACGUCAUAACAGACCGAGACGCAAAGAAAGUAAACGUUUACAGUCCCGAGGGAAACUUUCUGGAAACGCUAAAGAUAGAGAUUGGCGAGCCAGCUGGGAUCGCUGUGUUAUCAAAUGGCGACUUGGUUAUUACCGAUCUCCAGCAGAAAGACGUCUGUGUGUUUUCGCCACACCGUAAAAUGUUUCCUUUAAAGUCACUGAAAACGGAAAACGGAAACCGGACGUUCAAAUGGCCUUUAUAUGUGACUGUAAACAGCAUGGAUGAGAUAAUUGUAUCUGACAAUGAACUUCAUUGCGUGAAGAUUUUCGACAAGAAAGGCAAACUGCGUACACAGCACGGUCGCUAUGGCGAAGACGGGGAAAACCUACGCGGACCACGAGGUGUAUGUACCGAUUCGUCGGACUAUAUUUUCGUGACGGAUUACACCAAUGAUCGGAUACACCUACUCUCACCCGAAGGGAAAUUUGUACGAAUUCUUACCGCACGAGAAAACGGGUUAUCCGGACCACGAGUUGUAACCAUUGAUGCAGAGGGUAGACUUGUCGUCUGCCAGGAGAAUGCAACUGUUAAAAUUAUUGAUUACAAGAAAUAG
Liolophura sinensis is the source of this 1920-nucleotide messenger RNA. RefSeq names its product E3 ubiquitin-protein ligase TRIM71-like. Bases 1 to 1920 code for a protein of 639 amino acids. Gene Ontology annotation, molecular function: zinc ion binding; protein binding. The record is from RefSeq and is a predicted model, not a curated record. NCBI's taxonomy places the organism in Eukaryota, Metazoa, Mollusca, Polyplacophora, Chitonida, Chitonidae. The transcript has a single exon.